AUGAUCAAUACGUUAAAUCACGAGUUGGGUCCCGACGGUGAUCCAGCAUGGUGCGUGGCUUGGACCGCGCCCUCCUGUGCGAUGACUUUUUCCAACUCCCCACCACAGCUAAUCUCAGGGGAUAUCCCUUCAAAAUACGGAUGCCCCAUGGAAGAUUGGAUAUGGGAAGCAGUGGAGAUUUAUCAGUAUAUUCCACAGACCAAUGUUUCGUACUGCUCAAGAAUAUUAAGUUAUGGCGGCCAGGCUGGCUGUUCGUCAAAGUACCCCUCUAGCCUUGGACCAAUUCUUGUUGCGGACGAACAUAACAAUUUGCCAGAGGCUUUGAGUACCAUUACUGCUGAGCAUAUCAUUGCGAUUCCAUACCGCUUAUUUCUCAACCGCUCUCUGGUGUCUCAAUUAAGAGACUCCAGGAAUGUUGCCGGCCUUGUCGUUUUCGCCCCCGAAAGCCUGGAUAAUGUAGAGAUUCAAAACACCGAAUUUUCUGAAAAUUCUUUCUGUCCUAAUGGGGCAUAUAACUUUUACAAAAACAAAACUUUUGAAUGUGAAUUGACUCCUAAGUGGAACCCGACAGCAUCUGACUAUGCGACUAUAUCUUGGCCAUUCCCUGUCGUAUUGAUUUUGGACAAGGACAAUUACAUCUGGAAUAAAACUCUUGACUGUUACCAAAGAUUCAACGUGAAUUCUACGGACGACACGCGUUGUUCUAUGGAGAUACGUAACUUCAUGUCUGGUAUCAACUCUUCCCAGACGUGUUAUUACCGGGAGCAUCUUCUCACUUAUCGCUUAGAACAACCGACAGAAUUUUGUAGUCAGAUUGGUGGCGUAAACUUUAUGGUCCGUGCUAUCGAUAAGCCUCCGGUCGAUGAAAACAAGCAUCGUCUGCCUAAUUCAGCAUUACUUAAUUAUAAUCUAAAGAAAGAUGUGCUCUUCGCGUUUCUGGAUAACGAGGCAUACGACUUCACGGGCUCCCAGCGGCUACUUUUCGAUUUGGCAAAUACGAGAAUUGCCGUCCGUUCUGGCGCCCCCUUUACUAUUGAAAGCAUCGAAUCGGUCCUGGAAAUUUCAGCCGUCGGCCUGCCAGAUUCUAAGGCAAAUGUGUACACUUAUUUUCUAAUUUCGGAUCCUGAGAUUUCCCAAGAGGUACGUGUCCGAUCUUGUCAUUUAAUUUUCAACACCUUGUAA
Messenger RNA from Dibothriocephalus latus, 1182 nucleotides. NCBI's taxonomy places the organism in Eukaryota, Metazoa, Platyhelminthes, Cestoda, Diphyllobothriidea, Diphyllobothriidae. The record is from the annotation of a GenBank genome assembly.